Messenger RNA from Scomber japonicus (chub mackerel), 1808 nucleotides. RefSeq lists its product as uncharacterized. The record is from RefSeq and is a predicted model, not a curated record. The coding region runs from base 119 to 1390 and encodes 423 amino acids. Lineage: Eukaryota; Metazoa; Chordata; Actinopteri; Scombriformes; Scombridae. The transcript is spliced from 9 exons.
CAGGAGGACGCUUACUUUCUCGCUGUCAUUAAACGCAUAGAUUAAACCACCAUAAAAAUAAAGGAGAAGAAGAGAAAAACGCACAGAUUUGUCUCGGGUGAGGGACGGCGUCAGUAAUAUGUCGUCUUGGGCUAAAUCCUCUGCAGCUGCACGGCGGCCACAGGCGAACCCAAAUGGAAGUGCGCAGCAGCUGCGGUUGUUUCGGAGGGCAGCGCCGUACCCCAACAGAGAGGAGAGGACCGAGGAGCUUAAGGAUGCUCUGGACAGUUACGAAGAACUAGAGCAAAUGCAAAACUACAGUGGAAGCGUGAAGUAUGAGGGAUACAAGCAUCAACCAAAUGCCAAACAAGAGGGCACUCCAGCAGACAGACGUAAAGCCAUGUAUCAGAAGUUCUACAGACAGGUGCAGGAGGAGAGGAAGCCGGCUGACUGCGUGGUCCUCUCUGUAACCAACCAGUGCCUGGAUUACCCCAAAUCGCUAGGCCAGUGCUUGCAGGAGCGUGGCCUAUCAGUGGAAAUGCUCUACCUUCAGGCGGAGUCGGGCCUGACCCGGGCCCUGCAGGAUGUGCGAGCAGACGGCUCCCCGUUAUGUAUUCUGGUGGAGCACACAAACGUAGCUCUGUCCUCCUGCACUGUUAUCAUAUUCUCAGAAUCCCUCAAAAUUCAUCGCAACAUGCCCAAAGACCAGGCCAUGGACUUUGUUGCAGCCGAGUACAGUCGUGGACUCGUCAAAGAUCGCCCGGCAAGGGACCCCUCAGACAUUGCAGCGCAGGCGUCACAACUGCUGGAUGAUUUUCUGGAUCGGGAAAAGAUUGGGCGUUACAGUGUUCCCUCCGAAACCCGUCAGCUCCUUGUGCUAUUGACAGAAGGGGUCCAUCUUUACCCUGAGGAGCUGGAAACCAUCACAGAAUACGUCCGUUCCCGGCAGGUGCAUGCACAAGCCUCCAGCACUGAAGGGGAGAGGGGGAACAUGUUACCUCCAGGACUGGGGAAACCACCUCCUCUGCUCCCUACUCCACCUGGGCCCCCUCAACCUCAGUCUUCAACUGGGGGAGUUGGGCCCAUGGGGAACCACUCACCACCUCCACCAGUUCCUCUUUUGCCUUCACCAGGCUCCUAUCCAAAAACCAAACCUCCCCCACUGCUGUCCUUGCAUCGGCCUCCUUGUCCGUCACUAGGGCCCCAAUCUUCACGAGGCCCUCUUUCCUCACACAGCCUAUACAGUGCCCCUGGUUUGCCUCGUGGGCCCCUGCUCCACCCUCCAUACCAUCCAGGCUCCAGGGGCCCCCAUGGAGCUAGAGGAGCCCCUCCAUCUCUGAAGAGUUCUCGCCCUCCACUUUUAUCUGCGCCAGGUGGCCCUCUUCCACGACCGAGCGGCCCCCGACAUUAAGAAAAGACUUUGAGAUAUCCACACAAACACACACACAGCCUGCCAGUGCCAGCACUGUACUCUUGAUCAAAAGACUCCUGGCCCCUGCGUAGGACUCCUGUUUGGGAAAUUUCACCUUUUUUAAAUAAAGUAGUAAACCAUUUUAAAUUGGAUGGAAAGAUGGUUAAUGUCCAAUAUUAUUAUCUGAGGUUUAUUUGUGGGUGGAUUGAGAGAGAAUGGCGGAGUGUUCUAAUGACUGUUCAUGUGUCUUUUUUUUUUUAAGAUCCUUUUGUCAUCACGGUUAAUUUUCCCAGUGUAUAGUGCACUGGUCUUUUCCAGAAACAUCCCAUAAAAAUAAUAGUUUUGGUCUAGGUCACACAGACAAGCUAUACAGCAUAAAUACUUAACAUCUAAUUUGUUAAGCUGAAUGUGCAAAAAA